AUGCUCAAACCCUGUUUAACUUCUCAACCCUUGAUUUGCCUUGAACCUGCUGCUCUUCAGGUGCUCUUGCAUGACUAUCCCGAGUUCCUGGCCGACUAUCACCAUGCCUUCUGUGAUGUCAUCCCAUGGCAAUGUGUCCAGAUCCGCAACUUGAUAUUGGCCGCGUUCCCACAGAACAUGAAGCUGCCUGAUCCCUUCACGCAGAACCUGAAGGUGGAUACUCUGCCGGAGAUCAAGAUGGCGCCGGUGAUCCACUCCACCUACAUGUCCAAGAUGAUGAUCUCAGGCUUGAAGGCGGAUGUUGACCAGUACAUCCGCACGAAGGACAAGACACACUUGAAGACCAUCCUCCAGAAGCUCCUCCUUGAGGAUCAGAAGCUCGCGAUCGACAUGGGAACGAAGUACAACGUUUCUUUGAUGAACGCGCUGACCCUCUACACUGGUGCGAACUGCAACCUCUUCCAGUCAGCCAAUUCGCAGACGGCCAGAGCCCAGACGCAGGCCUUCCCGCCGUCAACCCCGAGUCUAGAGAUCUUCUCCUACCUGCUGGAGAACUUUGAUUCGGAGGGGCGAUUCCUGCUGUUCACCACCAUCGCCAACCACUUGCGGUUCCCCAAUCAGCACACGCACUGCUUCAGCUGCAUCGUGCUCUGGCUUUUCCACGACACGACAAUUCCCGAGGUGCGGGAACAGAUCACUCGUGUGCUCCUGGAGCGGCUCAUCGUGCACCGGCCGCACCCAUGGGGGCUGCUAAUCACUUUCAUCGAGCUCAUCAAGAAUCGGCGGUACAACUUCUGGAAUUAUCCGUUCGUGUGUUCCGCGCCAGAGGUCCCGGAAGCCUGUGCAAAGAAACAGAGAGCGAGAGAGAACACCGGCGAAGAGACACUAAGUUCUUCGAAGAUGUCAAACGACAAGGCCCUGCAGGAGCGUCAGCUGGUCGUCGAGCGCAGCUUGAAGAAAGCCAUCGAGGACUCGAACAACGAAGUCGCUCGUGUGCAGCAGAGACGGCAAGCGAAAGCAGAAGCGGCAGAGGAAGAGAUGACACGGCUCACGGUGAGCCUGCAGCAGUCCCUGCAGGAUCGCCACGUGCUAGAGGCCAAGCUUCGGGACCUGCACCGGUCCGCCUCACGGCUCGCGCUUCAACGUCAAGAGAAAGAGGAUGCGGCAGAGGCCCUCAGUCAGGAGGUCCGAUCAAAAGCUGACGAGUUGGCAGAGGGCCAGCGCCGGCUGGCCGCUGCCCGCUCGGAGAAGGAGCAGCUGGUUUUGCUGCUCUCUGAGCAGCAGAGCACUCUGCAGCGCUUGGCGCAGGAAGCUGCAAGGGACACAGCCGAAGCGGAUGCAGUGCAGGCCGAAGCAGCCGAGCUCCGCGCGAGGGCGGCUGCAGAGGCUCGCGACGACUUGGAUCUCAGCCGCGCCGACAUGAUGCGGCGCCGCUGCCUGGUGCGAAGAGCCUUCUGCACCUUUCGGUCACAUGUUCAGGCAAUCAAGUUGGAGCAUCUGCGGCAGCAGCGACGGAGGAUGAUCUGGCUUCGAAAAACGAUGCCAGGGAUUCUCCGGAUUUGGCGCCGACACACGAAGGCUUUGAUGCGGCAUCGACGGCGCAGCGUUGUUGCUGCUCGUCGUACGCGGGAGGUGGUCCUGGCUGCAUGGCGUCGGGCACUCACCGAGGCUCGCUUCCAACGCCGCCACGCCCCAGCAGCCGAUGCUCUUAGGCGAAGGCGACUACAGAGAUAUGGCUUCCUUUGCUUCCGGCAAGCCUCCGCAGCAGUGAGGGCGCAGGAGCACUGGCCACAUCGGCGGCGCCUUCUUGCGCAGCUGCUGUAUACUUGGCUCCAGCUCGGUGCUGCCGGCGCCGCCGAGCGACUCCGCCUGGACUGGGCCGCCAAGAGGGCUGCGCGGCGGCGGCUGCAAGGAGCCCACAAUGCCUGGAAGUCUGCUACAGCAGCUUCAGCAUUGCAAAGGAGGCGGAUGGGAGCUUCCAUUCGCAAUCACAGGCGGUCGACCUGGUUCAGACAGUGGAGCAAAGCCGCUCGAAGGAAGCGGUUGAGUGCUACUCCACUCCACUUCGGCGGAACGCGCCGCUGGUGGAUGCGUCGGGUAUUUCGCGCUCUUCGCAUCCACAACUUCGCUGUCCAGUCCAAUCGGUUACGUCAAAGCCGAAGCCUCCGGCACUGCUUCAGAAAGCUGAGAGCCUGGGCAAGGGGCCUUCGUGACUUAAAGGCCAAGCGAGCGCUGCGCGAAGCGCGUGCGGCGCGUGCAUUGGUGAUGUCCAGGCUGCUACCGGCAUGGCGCCAGACUGCUGCAAAGUUGGCGGUCCGGCGCCGAAAUCACGCCGCCUUCCGGAGCGGCUUCCUGCAGAGAAGGCUGCGCCACUGGCAUUUGUGGAGCCACCGUCGGCGCUGCGUCACAGCCUGGAGAGACCGGCGGGGCUGGGAGCAGCGCGAGGCGGCCUUUCAGCUGCUCUCGGGCCUGGCGAAAGCGAGGGGUUGGAGGCGUGCCCGAAUUUCGGCUCUGGCACGCCGGCGCCGCUUCCAGGAGCUGCGCACGCUCUGGGGCGCCUGGAUGCGACUUCUUGUCGCUGUUACGCAGCGUUGGAAGGUCGAAGCAGAGGAGUCGAUGCAGGCAGAAGCAGAGUUGCUGCUGGUGGCGCAACGUCGGGCCAUCCUCGAGGAGAACGUUUGGCCCUCUUCGAGGAUGAACGAGGAGCUAAAGAGCGAGCUUUGUCAGGCCAAAGCCCGCCUGACUACCGAAGAGGAGGCCGUUGCAUCCAUGGCUUCGGAGUGGGAGACUCUCCAGGAGUCCGUUCUUCAACGACGCUCGGAACUUCAGGAGGAGCUCGCGGCAGCACUUCGGGUGCCAGACGAGCUACGCGCAGCUUGCCGCCGUGCGGAGGAAGAGGCCUCUGCCCUGGCGCGCUCCGAGCGCCUGGCGCUUCGCCGAGACCUGGCUUUGCAGUCGGCGCUGCGGGAAGGUGCGGAGGAGGCAGCAUGGCGACUGGAGGUGCAGGAGCGAGAGGUUCACCGUUUGCGCAGGGGCCGACAGUCAGAUCUCUCCAUCCAGCUGCUGAGUUUCGAGGAUUCCCUAGACUUCGCAUUGUCCUACCAGGGCUCAUAG
Messenger RNA from Symbiodinium sp. CCMP2456, 3114 nucleotides. The record is from the annotation of a GenBank genome assembly. Lineage: Eukaryota; Dinophyceae; Suessiales; Symbiodiniaceae.